Molecule: messenger RNA, 999 nt
Organism: Cyclocybe aegerita
Lineage: Eukaryota; Fungi; Basidiomycota; Agaricomycetes; Agaricales; Hemipholiotaceae
Source: the annotation of a GenBank genome assembly
AUGCCUACGUCAGUCUUUGUGCUCGGAAUGUGCUUCUUCGCCGGAGGCUUGCGUUACUCCGAGCAGGGUUUCGGCGUCAGCGCAACUCAGCUUAAUGCAUCUUUGAUGACUAUCAGCGUCAUUGCAGUCCUUCUGCCGGCGGCUUUUCAUUUUACGGCCGAUCCAACUUUAACAAAUGAACAAGAAGCGCAUGACAUCCUUGCGGUCAGUCAUGGCGUUGCAAUCAUUCUCCUGUUUAUAUACGCGGGAUACCUCGCAUUCCAGCUCUACUCACAUACCGCAUUAUACGAUGAUCACGGCAUCCACACCAAUAAGACUACCUCGUACGACAGCCCCAAGUUCUACGUUCCCAAGUUCCGUAGGCGCAACAAGGACACUGAAACCGCUCCUAUCACGACCACUGUAAACGGAAAAGCAAGUAGCACUACCCUUCCUCCUAUAAAUGCUCCCAUCCUGGAAGAGGGGAGACAGAAGGAAGAAAUAGAAGAGGUAGAGACACCGCAGAUGAGUGUCGCAAUGACAAUUGGAUUGCUCAUCGCCGUCACCGUGUUGGUUGCCAUUACUGCUGAAUGGCUCGUAGACUCUAUCGGCGGCUUGACAGACACGGGUCACAUCAGCAGGGAGUUCGUCGGAAUGAUCCUUCUGCCAAUCGUAGGCAAUGCAGCAGAACAUGCAACUGCGGUCACUGUAUCCGUAAAGGACAAGCUCAAUCUUAGUCUGGGAGUUGCAGUAGGAUCAAGUAUCCAAAUUGCUCUUUUCGUCAUUCCGUUCAUUGUAACAUUGGGGUGGAUAUUGGGCAAACCUUUGACUCUUCUAUUUGACCCAUAUGAAUCGAUAUCGUUGUUCUUGUCCGUCCUUAUCGUCAACUACGUUGUCCAAGAUGGGAAGUCAAAUUGGUUAGAGGGAUUCAUCCUCAUGUGCCUCUACGUCAUUCUUGGGGUUACAUUCUGGUUUUAUCCUGGAUCUGAUCCAUCUGGGGUUCUGGCCAGCUGUCGCUAG